AUGGCACACUCCAAACGCAACACCUCCCUGCCCCACUUCACAUCCUACGAACGCUCCCUCUUACGCUCCAACUGGGGCACUCAAAGCACCCGCCUCUCGCGCGAAUCCUUCUUGCCUUUUGGAUCAUGUCAACUAUGCCUGCAACCGGCGCGCGCACCGGUAGUCGCCUGCGCCACUAACGGGGAUUUGUUUUGUCGUGAAUGCGCGAUUAACGAUCUUCUAGCGCAAAGGAAGGAAAUUCAACGCCUAGAGAAAGAGAGGGAGGAAUCUGUGCGCAGAAGUGCGGAGGAUGAGGCAAGGAUGAUGCAGGAAGCGCGCGAGAGGGAAUUGAAGGAGUUUGAGCUGGUUAGUAUGGGGCUCGAGGGGAGUAAAUCAGAAAACAACAAGAAAAGAAAAGCGCCGACUAUGGAGAAGGAGUCCGAGAAGGGAAAUGGGAAAGAGGAAUUGACGACGGAGGCGAGGAUUGAUGCGGCGACGGAAGCAUUUCGGCAGAAAGAAAUUGAGGUUAAUGGUAAGAGGAGGAAGGUGUUUGAGUUGAGUGAGGCGGAGAUCGCGCGCUAUGCGAAUUCCGAGCUGGAGAGGUUGAAGAGGAAGAUUGAGAUGGAGAAGGCAGAAGCGAAAUCGGCACUACCAUCAUUCUGGAUCCCGUCCGAAACGCCGGGGACAGAGAACGAAGCAGCCUCGAGAAAGAAUCUAAAGUUGUCGCCUAUAUGUCCCGCAUCAACGAAAGAGACAAGACAUGAAUACUCGCUCAAGACACUAGUCGAUGUUCAUUUCACAGAGGAGAAGACUGAUUCUGGAACGAUAUCACGGAUAUGUCCGAGUUGUAAGAAGGGUUUGACGAAUGGGUUGAAGGCUAUGCUUACGAAACCCUGCGGACAUGUAAUCUGUCAACCCUGCGUGACCAAAUUCAUGACUCCAGAGACCACCAUCGAUCCGCAUCGAACAAUACCAGCAGAAGGGGAAUCAGAAUUAGGACGAAUGCUAUGCUACGUUUGCGAAACGGAUAUUACGCCCGCAAAGUCGUCAAAAACUAAACGCAAAGAGGAGAAGAAUAAUAAAAUCAGACCGGGUUUGGUGGAGAUCAAGUCCGAGGGAACCGGAUUCGCGAAGGGGGGGAGUAACAUGGCUAAGAAGCAGGGUGUUGCUUUCCAAUGUUGA
Molecule: messenger RNA, 1161 nt
Organism: Talaromyces amestolkiae
Lineage: Eukaryota; Fungi; Ascomycota; Eurotiomycetes; Eurotiales; Trichocomaceae
Exons: 3
Coding region: 1-1161 (386 amino acids)
Cellular component (GO): nucleus
Molecular function (GO): ubiquitin protein ligase activity
Source: RefSeq, a predicted model, not a curated record